This is a messenger RNA of Strongylocentrotus purpuratus (purple sea urchin), 1173 nucleotides long. Its product is annotated as carbohydrate sulfotransferase 14-like. The coding region runs from base 1 to 1173 and encodes 390 amino acids. Gene Ontology annotation, molecular function: sulfotransferase activity. Gene Ontology annotation, cellular component: membrane. The record is from RefSeq and is a predicted model, not a curated record. The transcript is spliced from 3 exons. Gene Ontology annotation, biological process: carbohydrate biosynthetic process. NCBI's taxonomy places the organism in Eukaryota, Metazoa, Echinodermata, Echinoidea, Camarodonta, Strongylocentrotidae.
AUGGAUUUUGAUGAGGUUUGCAGAAACAAAGCAGUGGUAACGGCUGUCAAGCUGUCAAGGGAUUCCAGUCACCCCCUGAAUGCCUCGGACAACUCGGGUCCAAUGUUCCCCAGCAUCAUACAGAAGUAUGAUGAUCAGACAAAUGACGAAUCGGAAGGAAUUGUUGUUGUCGUUGAAGAUCGCCGUGCAGUCGUUGGAGAUCACCCAGCUGUCGUUAGCGAUCGCCCAGCUGAACUUGACGAAAAAGCAAACAACACAAUGAAGUUGCAUAUUGAUGUCCUAAAUCGGCAGAAAGUGCGCAAAAGUGUCCUACGUAAGGCUUGCUCCGAAUUAUUCAACAUACAUCCAUCGAGAGACCGCAAGCUGACUAAAAAGGCACUCGCCUCAAUGCAGCACACCCUUGUCAUUGAUAAGUAUCGCUUGCUGUAUUGCUAUGUGCCAAAGGUAGGGUGCACUAGCUGGAAGCAACUCUUCCUCGUGGCCUACGGCAUCGUCGAUAUCAAGGACCGUCAGAAAAGUAUGCAUAAGGAAUCCAACUCUGCCUUCAAGACACCGGGCCAACUGGAACAGACAGAGGCCAAUAAGAAACUCCAAGACUACACUAACUUUCUGUUUGUUCGCAAUCCUUUUUCACGCCUGCUGUCGGCCUAUCGCCAAAAGAUGGAUGGAAGGAAUCCGCAGGAUCGCAAGCAAUGCCCCUUUUGUCAUUCUGUUACCCAGUGGUUUAUCACAACCGAUCCCAAAUAUCUGAAAGGGAGGAAUAAGACUCAACCAUAUUCGUUCGUUGAGUUUGUUCGAUUCGUCAUCGCGCAGAAAACACCAAACGAUCACUGGACCGUUCAAUACGAGUUAUGUCAUCCAUGUACGGUCGACUACGACUUCAUCGGAAAGUACGAAACCGUGCAAGAGGAUGCAGAGACAUUUUUAAGAUCGGCGACGAACGAUUCCUCGCUCAAGUACCCAGAUACUGAUCCUGCAAAGCCAAUCACUGACAGUUCCAGCGAUGAGAACAUGGUAAAGUACUACCGCACCAUCCCGAACGAUGUCUUCAAGUCCCUUAUCGCUUUCUUCUAUCGUGAUCUUAGAUUGUUCGGUUAUUCCAUACCGGAUGCUAUAUGGAGACCACAGUUACGGUUGUCGAAAUUACAAGUGAAGUUAAAGGAACUUGGGUAG